Molecule: messenger RNA, 1111 nt
Organism: Tachysurus vachellii
Lineage: Eukaryota; Metazoa; Chordata; Actinopteri; Siluriformes; Bagridae
Gene: phpt1
Product: phosphohistidine phosphatase 1
Exons: 3
Coding region: 79-444 (121 amino acids)
Biological process (GO): peptidyl-histidine dephosphorylation
Cellular component (GO): cytosol
Molecular function (GO): protein histidine phosphatase activity
Source: RefSeq, a predicted model, not a curated record
GGCAGUAAUGCGAGCUGCAGGACUGAAAGCUUUACCGGGUGUGGAAGUAAGACAUUGUAUGAGAUUAGAGAGCUAAUAAUGUCCGCCGAACGACUGGCCAAGAUUCCCGAAGCUGAUAUCGACCCGAACGGCGUGUUUAAAUACGUGCUCAUACGAGUUCACAGCAAAACCGACGACUCCUACGUGGACAUCGUGCGCGGCUACGCGUGGGCCGAGUAUCACGCUGAUAUAUAUGACAAGGUUUCUGGUGAGCUGGAGAGAGCAGGCGGUGUGGACUGUGAGUGUAUCGGAGGUGGAAGGAUCAGACAUGACAGCGCUGAGAAAAAGAUCCACGUCUAUGGCUAUUCCAUGGGUUUUGGACAAGCCAAUCACGCAGUCUCUACAGAAAAACUGACGACACGAUACCCAGACUACGAGAUCACAUGGGCAAAUGAAGGCUACUGAUUCAAAGGCCAAGGAGUUACCAUAGUGGCCUGGCCAUGAACAAUCCUCAGAUUGGAGAUGUAUAUAAAACAAAAGCUUGUCCUGCUCUCCGCUUGAGCAAGAUGGGAAAUCGGACAUCAGCGUGGGAUGCCACAGAAGCUGAAAUAAAGGGAUUUCUUAUUAACAGCAGAUGAUAAAUGUUUACACAUUCUGUACAUUAUUAACAUUCUGUACAUUAUUAACACUCUAUUUAUAUGUUAACCACUCAAGAACUGCCCAGUUUGUGAUUUAUAGAUUACUGAAUUUGUGAAAUUACACAACGUUAAAGGACUUCAAUAAAAUGAACUGCAAAUUAAAUGUUUCACAUCAGAAUCAGAACCAGGUUUAUUGGCCAAGUCUGUUGACACACACGAGGAAUUUGGUUCUGGCUGUUUGUGACUCUCAAAAGUACAGACAUAAAAAACACUAUACUGUACUUAUAGCUUGGACUAUACAAGACAAUACAGACAGUAUGAGACGUACGCGAGAGUAAGCUGAGACGAACAUGAUUUACUUUGUGUUUCUGUAAAACUUGGAAAUACCUGAAAGGGAAAAUGGAGAAAAUGUCUUGGAAAUAUAAGUCUAUCUCUGCUGAUAAAAGUGUCUGUCUAGCUAUCUAAUAAAGGACUAUGAUGCCUCUGUUUUGCAA